AUGAGAGCCAAGGGGGAGCCUUUUAAGAGAGGUGUCCUUGAAAAUAAUGCCCCUAUUUCAGGUGUGAUAGCGCCCAAGGAUCAUAGAUCGUCGACGUCAUUGGGCACGUUACUCAGUGUGGCCAAUCUACCAGUAGCAGCUUAUUCAAGUCAAGCAGUAAUUGCUCUUCGUCAAUUGGAGCUGAAGAACAUCAUCGCCACCACGCCAACUGUUGAGGUUUACGUUGAGGCCUUAAUCAAGUUGAUGACAGCACUUCGAUCAAAUCUUGUCACAAUUGUUGAGGAUGGAUACAAUACCGAAGUGGUAAAACGAGUGAUUAGUCAACUGAAUGAAGCAGACAUUUUCGUGUCCGACUCUCUGGAAUCUGAUCAGCUCGAAUUGGCACAGGCGCUCGAGGAUAGCGACAGUGAAAUCGUGCUUUCCCUCCUGCCAAAGAGAGAGCUCGCCGCUAUUCUGAACGACUCGAGCAUCUACAAGAUGGACAAGCUGUGGAUCUCGUUACCACUCGACGGAGAAGCACUGGAUCAGGAGGAGCUAACGCAGCUUCUUCCAGCUGACGCUCAAAUUGAGGUCAUUUUACUACAACAACAAUACAUCGAGCUACCCCAAUUCCGCGACUACUUCAUUCGUGUAUUGAAGAACAAUUACCAAAGCUACCAACUGCUCACUUCUUAUGUGCAACAGGUGUACAACUGCACUAGUGCUGUAUGCGAAAUCGACAAGCACCAGCUAGCACAACUCUAUCAGCAAUCGAAUUCGGCUGAGGCUGUCGUCCGUAUGACCUAUGCUUUUGCAGCUGUAGGGCAGAAAAUCGCCAGUGAUGCUACUAAGGAACGUACC
This is a messenger RNA of Cooperia oncophora, 840 nucleotides long. Lineage: Eukaryota; Metazoa; Nematoda; Chromadorea; Rhabditida; Trichostrongylidae. The record is from the annotation of a GenBank genome assembly.